Messenger RNA from Oreochromis niloticus (Nile tilapia), 6344 nucleotides. Its product is annotated as sacsin-like. The transcript is spliced from 2 exons. The record is from RefSeq and is a predicted model, not a curated record. The coding region runs from base 39 to 5447 and encodes 1802 amino acids. Lineage: Eukaryota; Metazoa; Chordata; Actinopteri; Cichliformes; Cichlidae.
UUUGCAUUGGCUAUAAACUAGCUGACACUUUCAAAGAAAUGUAUGUAGAUGUCUACAAAUCCUUUCUUCCAGACAUUUUUUCUCUUAAAGAGGGCACCAUGUUCAGAUUACCUCUGAGGAUGGGUGCAAAUGCAAAUACCUCCAAAAUAUCACAGCAAGGAGUCACUGACCGUGACAUGAAAGAACUGUGCUCUGCCCUGUCUGAAGAUCCUGAAGGACUAAUUCUCUUUCUGAAAAACAUCUGCAAAAUCACAGUCCAUGAAAUCAGUGAAGAUUCAAGAGGACUUAAAACCAUCUUUGAGGUUGAAAAAAAUCUACCACAGACAAGUCGGGAAGAAAAAGAUGCUUUUAUCAAACAUCUACAAAAUGCACUGCAAUCAGACAAAUUAGCAACACACAAGACUUUCUAUGAAACUGUGAUUUCCACCUCAGACAAAAGACAAACUACAUGGAUUGUUGCAGAACAAUUUGGCUCCUUCAAAAACAGCUGUGAGUUAAAACUAUCCUACAAACUUCCCCAAGCAUCAUUAGCUGCACGUGUGAACACAAAAGAAUCCAGCGUCAUGGAUUUUAAAGGAGAAGUCUUUUGUUCACUUCCUUUGCCAGGGAAAACUGGACUGCCAGUACAUGUAAAUGGAAACUUUGAGGUUGAUUCUGCCAGGAGAGGCCUUUGGAAAGAAGAUGGGAAGAGUAAGAAAUCCAACUGGAAUGAGAUUUUGAAACAGAACGUCAUUGCACCACUGUAUGCAGAUCUCCUGCAUUACAUCAGGCGAAUGAUCACAGUCAAGAAAGUUUCCCUUGCAAGUACUGAAUCAUAUUUCAGAUCAGAAUACUUGUGUUUUUGGCCAACUGUGUCCAAGGAUGUUUGUCCAGACUGGCAUGAAAUGAUACAUGGAGUAUACAGAUCACUGAAAGAAAAAGGCCUUGAUGUAAUCCCUGUGAUGAAGAGCUCAACACGGAAAAUUGCAGAUAAAAAAAUUAAAGAAUACUCAUUUGACUGGUGUAAUGUCAGUGAAACAGACCCUACUGAGUCACCUUAUCUGACAUUCUCAGGAAAUUUCAAGCUGAACAACAUUUUGGAAGAUCUUGGAAUGAAUCUGGUUCCUUAUUCCACAAACAUGCAAAGGAUUUGGACAAGUUUCAGAUCUGCUGGUGUUGAAGUGAAAGAGGUCAGUCCCUCCACUGUGCGGACUUUUCUACAAGCAAAACCUCUCAAUGAUCCAACCCAAACAGAUGAGGAUUUGCCUUUACCCAUAAGUGCUACUUUGGUCAAAGAUGAGAAAAGAUGUUCAGAGCUCUUGAGUUUUUGUUUAAAAGAUUUCUCCUCACAAAAGGUCACACAGAAUUUACUCAAUGGCCUUCCACUUCUUCUCACAAGAGAUAAAGUUUUAAGACUCUUCAACUCCCAAACACCCAAGUGGAUAUCAAGGUAUGAAGAUGUCUUCUUUGACUGCCAGGCUCAAUUUGCAGAUUAUCAAACCAACAUUUGGCACACUGACCUUCUUCAAAGAUUAAAACUUGUCAGAAAUAUGACUUUGCGCCACUCAGAGAAAUAUCUGAAAACAUUAAUUCAGCAUCUUCUUGAGAACUGUGAAGUUGAUCCACACAGUGGUCUUCAUGUCCCCAAUGAGAAAAUAUUGAAGUGGCUAAAAUCACUUUGGAGGUUCAUAAUGAAUGAAAUUAAACCGCCAACAUCUAGAGAUGAUGAGUCCAGUCUUACACUCAGUGAUGUGAGGAAACACUUCAGUGACUGCUGCAUUUUACCUGUUGUGUGUCCAAGGUUGAAGAACAAGCACUUCCUGCAAACAAUGAAACACAUGUCAAGUGUUGUGUUUGCCUCACAGAAACACAAAGACAUAUCAGGCAUCCUCUUCAAACUUGGUUUUAUGAGGUUUGAUCAUGUUUUCUUCUCUGAGAUGGACCGAUGGAUAUAUUCAUGUCUACAAGAUGAACUUCUUGAUGUAGAUGAUGAAAGCUCAGUGUUGGAUCAAGUGUACAAAAUUAAUCGCUCAGAGUUUUCCCACCUUUCAAAUGAUAAUAUGAAAGAGUUUCAGAUGUUCCUGCAAUCAGGAUUAUCCAAGUCCAAAGUCAACCAAGAGUAUGUGAGGAAGCUCAAAUCCUUACCAAUAUUUGAAACAACACAAGGUGAACGAGUGAGGAUUGAUGAACCUAAGAAGGUUUUCAUCCUCAAAAUCAAAUAUUCAGUCAUAUUUCCAGAUUUGUUCAACCUACCUACAAACAGCAGCAUUUUUCUGAAACACAACUCUGAGAACUACAUGCUGUCAGAAACACUCAACAUUCAGGUCCUGGAUGAUUUGCAGUAUUUCAUGAAGUUCAUUCUGCCUGCUGUACACCAACUCACAGAGACACAGAUUCUUCACAGCCUCAAACUGUUGCUGUCACUAGAUUAUUCGUUGAAGGAAAGAAAAAUUAUCAUCUCCUCACUGAAGACGGUGAAACUGAUUCGCAGUUCUCAAGGUAGACUGGAGCCUGCAUCAUACUACUUUGAUGAGAGUGUGGAGCUGUACAAACAAAUGUUGCCCCAUGAGAGAUUUGUUCCUGAGAGAUUUUGGACUGAGCUGUGUGAUGGAGAUGACUACACAACAGAAAAAGCAAAAGAGCUGGUCAGAGAACUUGGAAUGAAGCAUGUUGUGUCAAACGAUGAGAUAAUAAAUUUUGCACACCAGCUUGAAUCAGAAGCAAAAGUUAACAGAAGACUCAAAGACAUGAAACAGAAAUCAUCAUUACUUUUCAGGGAAGUCUUAAAUAACGAAUGCAACAUCAAAACUAAAAAGCAAAAUUUGUUGGAGAGGAUUGCCGACAUCAAAUUCAUUUUUCCAGUGAUAAUUCGAAAAGAACUGUCCAACUACCACCAACCAUUUGCUGCUGAAGGAACUACUGUGAAAAUUAGAGGCUCUUUGAUUGACAAAAAUCCAGAGCAUCAAGAUUUGAUUUGGACCUCAAUGCCAAUUAUAGACCUGCCAGUUAUAGACCUACCAUUUAUGUCACAAGGUCUUCAGAAAAUGAUAAAAAAUGCAGGAGCUCACGAAGAACCACCUCCAAACUGUGUAGCCAGUAACAUAAGAAACAUCUGUCAGUCACCAUGUGAAACUGACCAGCUGAUCAAAACACGAGCUAAAGUGUUCAGAAGUUCGUACGCUUACCUGCAAGCAAAAAGAUUUGAAGGAAACCAGCUGGCUGGUCUUCCUGUUGUGUUGGUUGAAAAAGACACAAAACUUAUGAGGCCUGAUGACGUGUGUCUGUCGCUCUCCUAUGAUCUGGACUUCAGACCAUAUCUGUACAAGAUUACUCCAAAAGAUGCAAUGUAUGCACCGUUCUUUCAGAAAAUCGGUGUGAAGAACGAAGCUACUGCAGAGCAAUAUUGUAAUGUUUUGGCAGCAGUUUACGCUGAUUCCUGUGAUAAACAGAAACUACAUUCGAACCAGCUGAGAACUGUGAAACGAGCUGUUGAGCAGUUGUUUAAGUUAAUCAAAACUCACGGAAACCAGAAGCUUCUUGAAUAUGUGGAGACUCUGUAUCUUCCUGCAGUAGAUGGUAAAUUAUACCCGUCAGCCACACUCUGCUACAACGACACAGUGUUUGAGACCAAAAGGUUGGAAGAAGCGCUGGAGAACAAGUUCCUGCUGCUUGAGAAACUCAGUGAAUGUUAUUUGGGCAACGACAAAUACAAGCAUCAUCAGCUGUUGCAACUGCUGCCUCAGAAAUUUCAGCCAAAGAUGCUGUCUGAGUUCACAGAGGAAAGAGUUGUGGAAUCAAAAAUGCAGCUUUGUGAACUUGGGACUGGCUGUGAAUUUAGUGGAUGGUUUGAUAAACAUCUCUCCUCAGGAGCCUUUAAAUAUGGAUUAAUUUGUCUUAUUAGAGAGCAGUUGCAAGGCAAAAUAACACAAGAAGAUGCUUCUAACAUAUGUGAGCAGAUUUUUGGCAGUAUACAGAUUAUCUGCUGCAAAACGUUGGAAACAACACUCUGGCUCAAUAAACAGCCACUUGCUAAAACUGAUGAAGAAACAGAUGUUUUUGUGGAACGAGGACAACAAGGAUGCACCUUUUACUUAAAGCACAAUGAUGACAUGGCUCACAAAGUAAUAAAUGAAGUCAUUACAACAUUGACAAAAGAGAUUAAUGCUCUUUUAGGGAACAGAAUUGCAUCGGUUCAUCUUCCAGUGCUGGGACAACUCCUCAUGUGUAAUGAUCUGCAAGAUAUUCGGAAAACUCUGGCUAAAAGUCAGAUCCGUGACAGUGCUGAAACUGAAAGUUCCUCUUUUAGUCCAGCAGCCCCUGGGACAGAAGUUCCAGGAGAAUGGCAUGAUUGUUUGGACAUGAAUGUCCUCAACAACUUUGAAGAGGGGGAAUAUGUUGGCUACAGCAUUGAUGACAAGUACAUUUAUACAGUUAUUGUUGAAGAACUGCCUGGUCACAAUGGACAAUAUUCAUGGAGAUACAAAAUAGAUAUUGGAGAAGAUGAGCCCAUUGAAGUCAGCUGUGUUGAUCUGUUUCAGUUUAAACGACAAAAGAAGGUAAAAACAGAAAGGAGGAAAUGCAUGGAGCCAGAACCACAGAAGAAGAUGCUAAAACCAGAAGAAAACAGUUGCAUGGAGCUGGAACCACUGACAGGAGCUGUGCCACAUUCUUCUGAACCAUCAACAAGUUCCUUACCAGCAUCUGUUGAGGAAGCUAAAAGGGAAAUUGAUAAAUGUUUGGCAGAGAUCUGGAGGCUUCCUGAGGAGGAGAGGCACAAAGCCAUCAAGAGACUGUACCUCAGGUGGCACCCUGACAAAAAUCCGGAUUGCCAGUCUCUCGCCAGUGAGGCAUUCAAAUAUUUACAGAAUCGAAUUGAUGAGCUCAGCAAAGGCAAAGCUGCAGGCUUGACCUUUUCAAGCAGAAAUACAAAUUUCAGAGGCUUCUAUCAACAGUGGAAUCAGGAGGCCAGGUAUCACAGAAAUAGUCGAGAGAGGUUCUCUAGAGGCUAUAGAGGUUUCCAUUCCUACAACUUCUGGACCCACAAUGAAAAUGUCCCAAGGCCAGACAGAGAAGAGGCCAGGCGCUGGUGUAGACAGGCUCGCUGCGAUCUCAAUGCAGCUCACAAAGACACUGGUGGAGGGAGCACAGAGUGGUGUCUGUUUAAGGUCCAUCAAGCAGUGGAAAAGUCUCUCAUAGCAGCAUGCUAUAAAAGAAAUGGACAACACCCCAACAGCAGCUCAAUUUCAACCACUGCUGCACAAGUUUCCCGCUACAGCCCCCAACUGAGAGAUCUGCCUGAGAUUGUGAAAAACCUGCAGACACUCGGGGUGGAUCCCAAAAGGACUCAAUAUCCCAACUGCCAUCCAUAUCCCCACAUACCGAACGGACAAUUCAGAUCAGAGAAUGAAAUGCUGGCACUGAACAAGGCAUCUGAGCUCCUUAAUAAAAUAGAAGCAUAUGUGAAUUAAGGACUCAAGACAGAUGGACUAUCAAUUAGUGUGACUGUGUUUUGACAUGUUAAACAGAUGAUAUCUACAAUCUAAAGCUGAAAUAUUAUUUACCAUCACAACCAAUAUCAUUUCAAGUUGUCUAAUUUUUCACAGUAAUAAUCACAGAAAACAUUAAAUGAAAAAUGUUUUUUAUUUGUGUCAAUGCUAUUUACUCACUAGAGUGUUUUUAUAUACAUUUAGAAAUAUUUACUUAAGCUUUCCUGACUUUGAGAUAUUCUGUGUAUGGUUUUGUUCUGAAAACAAAAAAUCAAAUAUUCUUGUUGAUUAAGUUUGUUGACAUCUUUGAGUUGCAGUAGAAUCACUGAACCAUCUGCUGGAGAUCAACAUAUUCACUGUAACACUGUCAUGAAAUGAAAAAUGUCAAGGUUUCUAUGUUUUAAACAGUUGUGACUACUUCUCAGAGCACAGUUUAACUACUUCAUCUAUAGAUAUUUUCCUAUGUUUUAAGCAAGUUCUACUACUGUGACCCAAGUAUGUAUUGUUAAAUUUAAAUGAUUUAUGAUACUGAGGACCAAAACAAUACCUUAUGAAUUUCCAAUAAAAGUUUGUUUUUGCAAAGAUUUUUUUAGCAUUGAGAUGAAACAAAAUAUUUAAUGCAGUAUUUCGCAUUUGAGGGUUUUUAAUGUAGUAGUUUUGUUCAGGAAAUAAAAAUACAAAAGAAUUUAAUGGAAACUUUUUAAAUUUGUAUUCAAUUUUACUUAUAAAAUGAAAUGAUGAAACAGCAAUCUCAUAUUUCAAACACUGAUUCCCAGUCUUUCUAAUACUUCUAUAGUUACUUUUGAAAUUUUACUUUCUCUUUUUAAUAAUCAUGUACCCAAGACUUUUGAGAAAUAAAGCGUACUUACUAAAUAAUGA